This is a messenger RNA of Folsomia candida, 1261 nucleotides long. RefSeq lists its product as uncharacterized. The record is from RefSeq and is a predicted model, not a curated record. NCBI's taxonomy places the organism in Eukaryota, Metazoa, Arthropoda, Collembola, Entomobryomorpha, Isotomidae. The transcript has 6 exons. Bases 166 to 1149 code for a protein of 327 amino acids.
CAGCUGCAGCGAAAGCAGCAAAUAAAGGAUGCAUUUGAGCCGAGGUCAUAACUGGCCUCCUAAAUAAUUGGAUUAUCAGUUUUGAGACAAAUCCCAUGAGAGGUUGGUCAAUUAUUGCAUGAGACAAAGAGAAAUGGUAGCGUUGUGACAAAGUUCAAAUUUAAGAUGGAGGCACAAUACGACCCAGUUUUACAGAUUUGUAAACUUUGCAAAUCCUCUUUUCUCCAAAGACACUUUGCUGACCAUUUUAACAGUUGCCACGAUGAGGGAAAUUUAUUUCUUUGUGAGUCCGACGGUUGUUCAAUGAGGUACAAAACAAUCCUCGCUUUAAGGAGACACAAAACCAUAAGUCAUAAUGGUCCGGAGGCAAAAUCUGUAUUGGAAGACGGGCAGAGAAUGAUAUGGGCAGAGGAGGUCAAAAUGGUCCACAACAAUAAGCCCGUCGGUAUUUACGUGGGGGUGACAAAUUAUUAUCACCCUCAUGUCGCUGCAGCAGACAGAGAUCGUGAUGGGAAGAAGUGCAUUGUAAGCAAACAUUUUUUGUCGGAAGGAUUGUGCUAUUGCGACCACGAUACGGCCCGGGAGCUGCUAACUGUAGCCGUGCUACCGCGUGAUAACGAGAACAAAGUUGCAUUUGAGAAAAGAACUUUGGAAGUCACUACAGCGUAUAAAAUGUACACUCGUCAGCAUUUUGUAAAAUGUAUUUGUUCUAAUUUCACCUCUACAUACGAACUCUCAGAAAAGAAGGAGAAGACGAUUCGCAGAGCGCUUAGAGACUCAGAAUUUUCAAAGUAUUAUACUGACGAUAUACAGCAACCAUUUACCUAUCAUGUUUGGAAAAACUCGAAGGAUGGACAAGAGGCUGUCGCCGCAAAACGGGUAAAGGAGGGCAAGCCCCAUUUAAUCCCUCUUCAAAAGAGGUUGGCGUCCUCGGUGACCAGUGCUGGCGAACCCCAACACAAAAUGAAACGUGACACGGAGGAGGUUGAAGGGGAAGAAAACCUCAUAAAAUUAAUUAAUGCUUACGGUCGAUCUGCUGUGAGAGACAUGUGUGAUAAACUUAGUCAGGAGGAGAAGAAGUCAAUUGACGAAAAGAGAAUUGCUCUCGGUGAUUUGAAGAUCGACACUGUUCAUGCAAAUAAGAUGUGAUGUCAUAAUUAGAUAGAUAUUUUUUUGAUGAAUUUUUUACACUACUACUAUUUCUCUUUGUUACUCAUAUUAUUAAUAUGAAAUGCUAAUACAUUAGAUUACCUCGAAGUCA